This is a messenger RNA of Paramuricea clavata, 6980 nucleotides long. Lineage: Eukaryota; Metazoa; Cnidaria; Anthozoa; Malacalcyonacea; Plexauridae. The record is from the annotation of a GenBank genome assembly.
AUGGCGGAAGAACGAUCGCUACGAGAAGCCAAUUUAAUCUUACUUUCACGGCUUCACGUAGCCCAGAAAACUAUUUGGAAAGACGUAAACUCUAUAAAAACAAACAGCAACCAUUCUGAUGUCGACAAGCAGUUAGAAAAUUCAGUUUUUGAGGGUUUUGGGCCCGACAGAACGCCGGUAACUUUGCGAAGUCGAAGGAAGGCGCUAUCCGAACUGUCGACUAAAAUGACGCCACGAAAGCGAAGUGAAAAGGGCAGUGUGCGAUUUAGUACGCCAAGGAGAAGCGAUCAAAAGGAAAAUCGAACAUUGGCUGAUAGUAAGAAGGGUUUAAAUUCCAUUCUGAGGACUCCACAGUCACAAUCAAAACGUCAAAUUCAGGUAUAUUAAAACUUGUGUAUUAAAAUUACAACCUGUAUUUUUGGUAGUAAUCAGCAAUGGUAGUAAUGACUGACCUCAAUUCAAUUCAAUGAUAGACCCCCACUUGAGUCAAGUUAUGCUAUUAAAAUUGAUCAUUUUUAUCCUGGCAGCUUUUCAUAGUCAUUGAGGGGACUGGGUACCCGUAAUAUGGAAUGCCCUAGGUCCCCCAAUCUCGUUCCCCGAGCCUGCGAUCCUCGGGAAGGAACGCGAGGGAGGCUCUGGGAUAAUCUGUUUCAGGGAGGAAUCUGAUUGGCCAUUGAAAUGGAAUGCGUAGUUUAAUCUUAGCCAUGAUUCUUGGCUUCCGGUAAUGGAUUAUCCCAGAGCCUUCGAUUCCUUCCCGAGGAUCGCAGGCUCGGGGAACGAGAUUGUAGGUCCCCUAGCUGUGCCUGCCUUAAUGUUUACAGUAGCUGAAAUAUGCCUUUUUUAGAAAGCUGAAAGUCAACACCAUGUCACAUUUCAACCAUCCACGCCAACUGCAAGUGUUAAAAAAUCUGACCAAUCAUUGCUUGGCUAUGACUGGAUUGCCGGCAUGCUUGAUAAUGAUUCUUACAUAGCGCAAAAGGAUGACAGUUUUUUUAACGAAAUGAAGGAGUUUCGCAAAGUUAACAGAAGCGAGUGUACUGGAUCAUCUAUUUUACAGUAAGAUUUUUAACAUUCAAUUUUUCUUUGUUAAAGGGUCUUGUUGAUGGAAAUUAUCGAGUGGAAAUCGAUACAAAAAUACAAUAGACAUGUGAAGGACCAGAUUUAUGAAUAAACUUUGACUGACAUAGAUAUAUAGGAUAUUAGACGGUUGUGAAAAGAUAUGGAUUUUAUGUUCGAGUGGCAAAAACAAUAUCUCACGAGUGAGCGCAGCGAACGAGUGAGAUAUUGUUUUUGACAUGAGAACAUAAAUCCAUAUCUUCUCGCAACCGUUUAAUGUUCUGUUUAUUAUAUGGACUUACUCAGAGUGACAAAAAUACACACAAAGACGACAUGUAGAUAAGCAUGCGAAAGACCAGUAUAUAAAAGCGAUAUUUUUUUAAAAUUAUAGUGCAAACAUAAAACUACAUGUAGAAUAAAUUUUACUUAUCUCAAGAUGUCUUUUAAAUGUUUUUGUUUUAUUUCCAACGUUAAUUUCGUUUUAAAUACGAACCAAAGACCAUUUGUAUUUUCAAAACAACAACAAUGAAAAUGGGGGGAAAUUUUCGUAUGUCACUAGCAGGGGUGAAAUACGGAAAAUACACGCACCUGGCCCCGGAUGUAGUGACGUAUGAGUUCUACGAGUGUUUUAGUUUCCAGUAAAACACCAUUGACCAUAUAAUAAAAUGAGUUAUAUUGUUAUUCUAAUGAGUUUCACAGCCAUCUUCCCUUCAAUAGGCUAUGAUUGGACCUAACCAGGAAUCAAAUCUCAGGGCUGCAGGUUCGAUCCCUGCUAGGGACCUACAGUAUAAGUUGCAUUUUUCACUAUUGUUCUUGUUUAGGUCUAAUAAAUGUCUAUAAAUUUCCACUCGAUAAUUUUCAUCAGCAAGAUCCUUGAACUAUUAUUGAAUCGAGUGAGAUCAAAAUCUUAAGUUUUCUUUGUGCUCAUCAAAAUAUCUUAGAAAUGACAUUAUAAAAUGUAUUAAUAAUCUUUAUUUUAGAAAUCCAACAAAGUCACCCCUACAGGGAAUCAAUACACCACAAAGAUUUGAAGAUGAAAAAUACCACAAAUGUAUGUGUACUCUAGAGAGAAAAAUACUCUAAAGGAAUUUUGAAUAAAAUACUGGGCUAUUAAGUAUCAAUGGAAGGUUUUUUUUGUAAUACAGGGUGUAUAAGAAAAUGAACAGAUUUGAAAUUGCUCUCAAUUUUCCAAAACAGCUCGUGGUAUCAAGUUUUUGUUACAUAUACAAGAUUCCUUCAGUACCCAUAAAUCCAUAAUGUAGAAUAAUGAAAGAAAAAAAUACUUAAAUUGUGUAAACCAGGGGGGAGUUUCUUUUCCAACAAACUAAAAUGGUUUGUGCAAAAUUUAAAUACUUUAAUCGUAUUUUAAGUUAAUAGAUGGAAAAUUUGUUGGGUUUUUAAUUAUUGUACAAAAUUUCAGACCAUUUGGUUUAGUUUAAGCCCUUUAAACCAGGGGGGAGUUUCUUUUCCAACAAACUAAAAAUGGCUUGUGCACGAAAUUUAAAAGCUUUAAUCGUAUAAAUUUUGAGUUAAUAGAUCGAACAUUUGUUGGGUGUUUUAUUAGUGUACAAAAUUUCAGACCAUUUGUUUUAGUUUAGGCCUUUUAACUAGUCAUUUUUUCCUAAAAAAUCAGCCUUUCGCAUGCGUAAUUAAUGCCUUUACGUAAUUUGCGUAUUGCUGACAUAUGCAAAUUGGGCAAAUGCAUUAAUAAUUAAGCAUGCAAAUUGCUGAUUUUUUAGGAAAAAUGUAAGUUUGCGUGAAUAGUUGAAGGGCUUAAACUGAAGCAAAUUGUCUGAAAUUUCGUGCAGUAAUUAAACACCCAACACAUUUUCACCCAUUAACUCAAAAUACGAUUAAAGCUUUUAAAUCUCUCGCGCAAGCCAUUUUUAGUUUGUUGAAAAAGACACCCCCCCCCUGGUUUACCAAAUUUGAGUUUCACUUGUCGAAACAGAAGCUAGGGAAAAUACUGGUCAUUACACCUCGUAUUACACAAUGCUACAAAAUUAAUGUCAGAAAUGUCUACAUCUAUAAAGUCCUAAUCGUGAUUUAAAAGACUAAUCUCCCAGAAACGAAGUAUAAUUAAAAGUGUAUAAAACUAAAAUUUCAGGCUCUGACACUUACGUUCUUGAUGAUCGACUGUUUGCCGUUCCAAUUCAUGGUUCAGACUCGUAUUGUUCCUUGUGCAAAACACGAAAACCAAACGAGUAUGAAAAUCAAGAUAGUUAUGUAAGGAUAAGCGUGCCUCGAUCCACACUUCAAUCGCCUCACAGAGUGAAGCCACAUCGUAGAAAAAGCUUUGAUCCUACAGAUUCGGUUUCUUUAUCAAAGGUAUUGCUAAAUAUGAUACAGUAUGUGAUUGAUAAAAUGUACUGCAGCAGAUUAUCAACAUGUAAUUAUAUCGAAAUUCAAUCAAUCAAGUUUUUAUAAAAAAUACCUUGAAGGCUCCAAGGUCGAGGACUCGAGGAGCCAUGUAAAAAAAGUUCACAAAAUGAGAAAAAAUCUAUACAAAACUAAAUUACAAAUGUAUGCUUUACAUGCAUGUGAUUGUGUCAAAUAUUUGAUUAUCAUGCAUGAGUGUAGGUAAAGCAUUCCUAUCAGGGGCGGAUCUGGCCUGAUUUGUUAGAGAGGGUGGAGGUUUGAAAUUUGAAGCCCUGAAAUGCCAUUUCCUGUAUUCUGAGCACUAUGCGUUUUAUUCGUUAAAUUUGUCCUCGCAGUACUUAUAUUUCGGGCAAAAUGCUACGACCUACGUUAUAUGGUGCUUGAUCCGCCGUAUUGGUGCUUGAAUAUUUUCUCGCGUAUUCGAAAAUCAAUCGUUUCAACUUAAUAAGUAGUAUUCAGAACUCAAAUAUGGGUGGUGGUGGACACCUCUGGAGGGGGGGGGACACCCCACCGGUAUAGAUCCUCCCCUGAUUCCUAUCGCUGGUUUGGAAUCAAUUCAUUGACAUUUAUAAGACAGAUCUGGCGACCAUGUUGAAGAAAGUUAAAACAUGCAAGAAUAAUUAAACCAUGUUCAACCAAGAAUAAGAAUCAAUUUUUGUAACCAUGUAAUGCAUUCUGAAUUGAAAUCUUAUUUUUCACAUCAUGUGGUAGUUCAUUUGUUUCAUUAUGUAUAGUACAGUAAUCGUGUUCGAAACAAACCUGCUUCCCUGUAUUGGCUGGAACGCUUCCUAAACUGUGCUGAAACCCACUGAAUGGAUAUAUAAUAGAUUAUUAUUUUCAUUGCAAUAUUUGACUGUGCAAAAUAAAAUAAAACUCGCAAACCAAAAUUAGAUAAUGUGUUUGUCUUUUGUCCAGCACUGUCUUCUUGGUUGGCAAUCUUCAAAACCAGCAAUAAUUCCGUCCCAGUCCGCCAUGGAUCUCAGAGCUCACACUGGCAUUUCAAAACUGGUAUGUAAGAAAUACUUCUCACUCAAAUCUGGUAUGUUCACUUUAUUGAAAAAUCAUGCAUGCAUGUACAUGUAUGUACACUCAUGUAUCUUUAGUUUCCUCCUGCAUGUAAACCAAAUCAGUUGACAGGACUUUGGAGAGGUUUAGCAUUGUUAAACGUACUGAUAACCAGUGAGAAUGGGGCAUUGUGAUAAGGAUUAAUAGAUGCGCCUGACCAUACCUAUAAAAAAUAUAGAGUGCACAAUUGUCGAUCGUCCAUAUAAUGCGCUUGUCCAUCGUGCAGAUAAUGUGUACCGAUCAAAAGAAUAGUUUUGUCGCUGUGCAGCGCUCUUUUAAAACUUUGAAUGACUUUCAUAAUAUCUUAAUAACCAAACACCAAAUUUUGUUUAGAAUUCUAUAAACUGGUCCAACCCGCCAUUAAAGACUUCGCAACCUCUUCGUAGUUAUUCGGGUUUACUUCGUGGCCAAUCGUGUGAAAGCGACCGCCAGCUGCAAGCAUUUCGUCAAGUUACUUCGUCAUAAAAUAUAAUAUAUAAUAUAUAUAUAUAUAUAUAUAUAUAUAUAUAUAUAUAUAUAUAUAUAUAUAUAUAUCACAAGUUUUGUAACGUAUAGUGAAGAGAGUGCUCAAUACAUAAAAUUUCGUAGAGCGAAUGUAAUUAAUAUUCUUACUUAAAAUGUUUUUUUGUCUCUACUCCGAGUUUCACGCAUCACUGCGAUCAUCAGGAGACAUUGUUCUCAAAUACCGUUUGAUAUUCGUUGUUUGAUGAUGUGACUGCGCGCGCGCGCGCGAGGAUUGUUGAUGUUGCUUACACGCGCGCAGACUACAUUUCCCGCUAAAAAUUGUUUCCGGUGCACGCACUUCGAGAAGAUUUCCGAUCUUUUGUUGAGUAGAUUUUUGUCGCGAGAUUUUAAAAUCAGCAGCUUCUCUUGCAAGCAUAGGUUGCAUCUUGGUCUUCCGCUUGUGUAUGGGACAGCCUUCUUAAGAAUGGACCAAGUGGUGUUGUAAGGUCUUCCGCUUCUCUUCAGUUUCCAAAUAUGCUUCCGAUAGCUCUGUUUCGUUCGCGUAUCUCUGAAGCUCGAAUGAUUUUUUAUGGUUUCUGUACCUGUCUUUGAAUUCCCCAGCUGUUACCCCAAUAUACCGCUUCGUUUCACCGUUGUCGUGACUCUUUACUUCGGCUUGGUACACAAUAGCCUGAGUCAGACAUUUCUUCUGGAGGGGGCAUUCAUCUUUCUUGCGGCAAUUACAGUUAAUUUCUUCUGUUGCGGUGGGUUCGGUCGAUCUAAUUCUCGUGUUGUGGUUAGAAAUGGUUGUCUUGACAUUCUUCAUGCAGCUGUAACUAAUUUUGAUUGAAUUGCGGUUAAAGAUCUUAUGUAGACGACUUAAUUGAUUUAGGGAAAUGUUUGUCGAUAAGUUGAAGAAAGGUUUUACCAAUGUUUGUUACUACGUUUUUGCUGUAAGGUGGGUUACUACGUUUACAUGGGUUAUUAUUAUGGGUUAAUAUAUAUAUUGGUUAUUGCUAUAUAUAUAUAUAUAUAUACAAACGGGAAAUUGAUUAUCAUAAAAAUACAAACGGGAAAUUGAUUACCAUACAUCAAUUUCCCAAUUGUAAUACAAAAUGAAUGAAAAACGGCAAACUUCGCAAGGCUAUAUUAUCCGCAUUUUACAACAUUUCGCAACGAAACUUCGGAAUAUUACUAAUUUUGUAAUGCUCUUUCAAGCUGGGAUGAAAUUUUUGUCCUGACUUGUCUUGAUCAAAAUUUCACUCAAAAGGGAAAAGGUCUAUUAAAGUCCCUAAUAAUGUUCUACAUGUACAGUAUAUUCCUACUCCUACCCUGGAUCACAGGUUGUUAUAUUACUAGCCUGUAGCACAGACUAUAGACAUAAAAAUUAUUAGCCUGAUGAUUGAACAAUGUUUUGCUGCCCACGUUGUUCACACAUGUCAGCAAUAUUGAACAAUAUUGUUGAGCAUGAAUUGGGUGUAACAAUGUUGUUAGAUAUUGUUGACAGAUGUGAAUAAUGUGAGAAAACAUGGUUUCAAUCCUGUUUUCAUAAUUUAUUCCUUGAUAAUUGCACGGUCAAGCAGCAGCAUUUUUACCUCAGUUUGUAUCCUCAUCUGUGAUAUUAAAUCUGAGUUUUGAACUGAUCGCAUAUCUAAGUUAUCUAUUGACUUUCACCUGAAAAGAAGAAAUAUGACAUUGACAUCCCAAAACAGGGACAUACACUGGGUAAAUCAUGUUAUGAUUGAGAACCGGGUGUCUGCCAACCAUGGCUGAUAUUCAUGGUAUACCAAACAUCGUUUUCCUUCUCAGUGUUGUUGAUCAAAGGAAGCAGCGGUCUGGUGUCGAGGAUAUUAUCUGACUAUUUUGAUGCAUUUGCUGAGUUCAACGAUGUGUGUGUUAAAAAUAUACCACAUAAAUACCGCAAAGAAAUGUCUGAAAAUCAGAUAAGGUUAGUUCAAAACAAUGAUACUAAUUGGCACAUUGGAAUAUCUUAUCCAUUCAGUGUGGUAACUGGCAGGUGUCCGGUUGUUGAGUAA